Molecule: messenger RNA, 1137 nt
Organism: Scophthalmus maximus (turbot)
Lineage: Eukaryota; Metazoa; Chordata; Actinopteri; Pleuronectiformes; Scophthalmidae
Exons: 3
Coding region: 1-675 (224 amino acids)
Biological process (GO): regulation of neurogenesis; regulation of transcription by RNA polymerase II; anterior/posterior pattern specification
Cellular component (GO): nucleus
Molecular function (GO): protein dimerization activity; RNA polymerase II cis-regulatory region sequence-specific DNA binding; DNA-binding transcription factor activity, RNA polymerase II-specific
Source: RefSeq, a predicted model, not a curated record
AUGAAACUGUUACAGGAGUCGAAGGAAGCAACAAAGGACAGAAAGUUCCUAAAAUCCCAGGUGGAGAAACGUCGAAGGGAGAGGAUGAACUGCAGCCUGGAGUGUCUGAGAAACAUGCUGCAGGAGCCACAACAACUGACUCAGCACCGGGUGGAGAAAGCUGAGAUACUCGAGCACACAGUCCACUUCCUCCAGAACUCCGCCAGAGAGGACCAGACGGGCGCGGGGGGUGGCGGAGGUCAGAAGCACUCCUUCCAAGAUGGCUUCUCCACAUGCUUGCGGAGGGCCGCUCACUUCCUGGGACCUCAGGGGAAGGGCUUGUUCCCCGGUGGAACGCUGGACACUCGUUUUGGUGCUCGCUGUUCCCGUUCAGACUCCGCGGGCGUCCAGAGGAGAACGGAGGCCGGCUGCUCCUCCCCUGGCUCUCUCACACAGACAAAAUCCAUCCUCCGGAUGCUUCGACAAAGGUCCGAGCACCGACUGAACAUGCGAGCCUCUGGCGCCGACACUUCUGUUCAUCCCAACCAACGUACCGUCCAGCAAGGGUUUCCCACGGUUCCCCAACAGCCUCAGAAACAAAGUGGGCUCUACGUCAGAGUGGCGAGUCCCGCAGGCAAACAGGGCCUGUCCCCGAGCUGCCCGGUCAGGCAGACUUUGUGGAGGCCCUGGCCCUGAUCGCCAGGCGGUGACCUCAGUGACACUGAACUUCAAAUUCACUGGUCAUUCACUGGUGCCACCUGUAUUGUAACUUCCAAGAAUAUCUGCUGUCCUAGUCAUGUAUAACUCGUGACAGUGUUGGUGUUCACACACCACCUCAAAGCCUGUAGAUAAUGUCAACGUCUCAUAUGUACAUGUGUUGUAAUGUGUGAUUACACUGGUGUCGAAUGCUUCCGGAUGAGCUCAGUCAUUGGGGCAGCCGUCCGUUCUGCCGACAGGCACACGCAGGGGCUCUCCCAGGCUGGGACAGACGGGACAGUGGAUCCGACCGGGGGCCCCCUCCGGAGAGUGAGGUCAGAGGUGAGUAUCACGGCGCAGAAGAAGUCUGCCUCCUGCUUACGCCGCUCAUCGUGAUUGAAGAGUGUGGACGCUGAAGUGGAUAAUGCUUGAGUGUCCACCACAUCACAUCGCAAUGCACAG